Molecule: messenger RNA, 2195 nt
Organism: Drosophila erecta
Lineage: Eukaryota; Metazoa; Arthropoda; Insecta; Diptera; Drosophilidae
Gene: HDAC1
Product: histone deacetylase Rpd3
Exons: 4
Coding region: 244-1809 (521 amino acids)
Molecular function (GO): histone deacetylase activity
Source: RefSeq, a predicted model, not a curated record
UUCCGAACAUGGCGGUAAGCCAUUUUUAAAAAAGCCCACGGUCACACUGCCCAUCAGCAGCGGUUCUCUUUGCGCGUAUUUAUUUGAUCCUUUCCGAAUUUGGCUUUACAUUGGAAUUAAAGUGCCAAAAGUCGGACCGGCGUCAGAGCUACACAUCUGCUGAGCCAGCGCGUUCUUCCGAUCGAAGAAGCAGCGGUAAACAUCGACUUAGAGGAGUUUUAGGAGCGCCGACCGCACCGCAAAAUGCAGUCUCACAGCAAAAAGCGCGUUUGCUACUACUACGACAGCGACAUUGGCAACUACUACUAUGGCCAGGGUCAUCCCAUGAAGCCCCACCGCAUACGCAUGACCCACAACCUGCUGCUCAACUAUGGGCUCUAUCGAAAAAUGGAAAUAUACCGUCCCCAUAAAGCCACUGCCGAUGAGAUGACCAAGUUCCACUCGGACGAGUACGUCCGAUUCCUGCGAUCCAUUCGGCCGGACAACAUGUCGGAGUACAACAAGCAGAUGCAGCGAUUCAAUGUGGGCGAGGAUUGUCCCGUCUUUGAUGGACUUUACGAGUUUUGCCAACUUUCCGCCGGGGGAUCCGUAGCUGCGGCCGUAAAACUGAAUAAGCAAGCCUCGGAGAUCUGCAUCAAUUGGGGCGGUGGCCUGCAUCACGCCAAAAAAUCGGAGGCCUCCGGCUUCUGCUACGUGAACGAUAUUGUCCUGGGAAUUCUGGAGCUGCUUAAAUACCACCAGCGUGUUCUCUACAUAGAUAUCGACGUCCAUCACGGCGAUGGCGUGGAGGAGGCGUUCUAUACCACAGAUCGUGUGAUGACGGUGAGCUUCCACAAGUACGGAGAGUACUUCCCGGGCACCGGCGAUCUGCGAGACAUUGGCGCCGGCAAGGGAAAGUAUUAUGCGGUGAAUAUACCCCUGCGUGAUGGCAUGGAUGAUGAUGCGUACGAGAGCAUCUUUGUGCCCAUUAUCAGCAAGGUGAUGGAAACAUUCCAGCCGGCAGCCGUGGUGCUGCAGUGUGGCGCCGACUCGCUGACUGGCGAUCGGUUAGGUUGCUUCAAUCUCACUGUCAAGGGUCACGGCAAAUGCGUGGAGUUCGUGAAGAAGUAUAACCUGCCAUUCCUGAUGGUCGGCGGUGGUGGUUAUACCAUACGUAACGUGUCCCGCUGCUGGACCUAUGAGACCUCCGUGGCCCUGGCCGUGGAAAUAGCCAACGAACUGCCCUACAACGAUUACUUCGAGUACUUCGGCCCCGAUUUCAAGCUGCACAUUAGCCCCAGCAACAUGACGAAUCAGAAUACUUCCGAGUACCUGGAGAAGAUCAAGAACCGUCUGUUCGAGAACCUGCGCAUGCUGCCUCACGCUCCGGGCGUUCAAAUCCAGGCGAUUCCCGAGGACGCCAUCAACGAUGAGUCCGACGACGAGGACAAGGUCGACAAGGACGAUCGCCUGCCCCAGAGCGACAAGGACAAGCGCAUCGUGCCCGAGAACGAGUACUCCGAUUCGGAGGAUGAGGGCGAGGGCGGUCGCAGGGAUAACCGGACGUACAAGGGACAGCGGAAGCGACCGCGUCUGGACAAGGACACCAACAGCAACAAGGCAUCCUCAGAGACGUCCAGCGAGAUCAAGGACGAAAAGGAAAAGGGUGAUGGCGCUGAUGGCGAGGAGUCGACGGCAUCCAAUACGAAUAGCAACAACAACAGUAACAACAAGAGCGAUAACGACGCCGGAGCGACAGCUAAUGCCGGAUCCGGGUCGGGAUCGGGUUCCGGUGCCGGGGCCAAGGGCGCCAAGGAGAACAACAUUUGACGUGGCGGCCGCAAUUGGUUAUAGAAGCCAAUUAAGCGACCGCCGAAGUACAAGCCGCCGGAUUUCACCUAGCGUCGUCCUAUCCCCGCGCCCCCCCACCACGCCCCCUAGCCAUGUCCAGGGCUUUUUAUACCCGCCCCUUAAACAGGUCCCCCUGCGAUAGGCUCCUUUUCUAGUGGGGAUAAUCCCCAGGGGGAUAAAUCAGUAAUCAGUGGGCGGAACCUAAACUCAUCGUAGGCUUAAAUUCAACUUAUUAUUAAGUCAAUCUGUGCAGAUGGAAAGUGUAUAAGCUAAGCAAAAAAAGUAAAUGCAUUCAUACAAGCGAUCCAAUGUGGCGAAUCACGCAGAAACUAAUUUAAUCAAAUAAAAAUAUUUAUAAAUACCAA